This is a messenger RNA of Scylla paramamosain (green mud crab), 2268 nucleotides long. Its product is annotated as acetoacetyl-CoA synthetase-like. Gene Ontology annotation, molecular function: acetoacetate-CoA ligase activity. The transcript is spliced from 12 exons. The record is from RefSeq and is a predicted model, not a curated record. Gene Ontology annotation, biological process: lipid metabolic process. The coding region runs from base 83 to 2068 and encodes 661 amino acids. Lineage: Eukaryota; Metazoa; Arthropoda; Malacostraca; Decapoda; Portunidae.
CGAGAAUCAGCUGGCAGUCUCGCCAUCGCCACCGUGGGGAGUAGGUGUGCGUCCACGAUUGCGGGGAAUAUUCGUGAGAAAGAUGGAGCCAGAUAAUCGUGACAGGUGCCUGUGGAGGCCAGAUGGCAGGAGAAAGACGAAGAUGCACGAGUUCCUGGAGACAGUCAACAGAAAGUAUGGCAAAAACUUGAAUGACUACCAUGAAUUGUACCUGUGGUCCAUUGACGAGUACAAGGAUUUCUGGGAGACGUGGUGGGAGUUCGGUGGCUUCGUACACUCUUCACCGCCCAGCCAGGUGGUGGAGCCGGACCUCAGCAUCACGCAAGUGCCGCGCUGGUUCCCUGGGGCCAGACUCAACUUUGCAGAGAAUCUCCUUCGCUUCAGGGAUGACAAAGUGGCCAUAUAUGCUACAGGAGAAGGGCAGCCAGGUAUCAGCACUAUUACCUACAAUGAACUGUACCGGCUGGUUGGAACCUUUAGCCGGGCACUGCAAGGCCACAGGGUGCAGGCUGGCUGCCGUGUGGUGGGCUACUUGCCUAACUGCCCUGCUGCCAUCCAGGCCAUGCUUGCCUCGGCAGCCAUUGGAGCCACCUGGAGUUCCACCUCACCGGACUUUGGAGUUACUGGUGUGCUGGAGAGGUUCACACAGAUAGAGCCCACCAUCCUCUUUUCAGUGGAGGCUGUGGUGUACAAUGGCAAAGUGCAUGACCACCUGGCAAAGCUGUCCCAGGUGGUAUCAGGUCUCAAAUCCCUCAAAAAAGUGGUGAUAGUACCUUUUGUACAUCAGAAAAGUGAGAUUGAUAUAUCUGGCAUUCCCAAUAGCAUUUUCCUGGAUGACUUCUUGAGAGAAUUUGAAGGUGAUAUGGAGAUAAAAUUUGAACAAGUGCCCUUCCACCACCCACUCUUUAUUAUGUUUUCCUCUGGGACAACAGGGGUGCCCAAGUGUAUGGUGCAUUCUGUUGGGGGUUCUCUGGUGCAGAUUGCUAAGGAACACAUGUUGCAUUGUGACCUUUCACGGAACGAUGUUUUCACCUACUAUACAACAACAGGAUGGAUGAUGUGGAACUGGUUGGUGGUCGGGCUGUUUUCCGGAUGUUCUCUGCUUCUAUAUGAUGGCUCACCUCUGGUCCCAACACCCACCAUUGUCUGGGACCUGGUGGACAAGUUAGGUGUGACAGUCCUGGGAACUGGAGCAAAGUGGCUGGGAGUGCUGGAAGAGAAGGGAGUGAAGCCACGUGAGACACACAACCUCUCCGCAUUGAGAGCCAUCCUUUCCACAGGCUCUCCUUUGCCUCCCAGAUCAUUCAAAUAUGUGUACAGAGAUAUCAAGGAAGACAUCAUGCUUGGCUCAAUUUCCGGAGGGACUGACAUAAUUUCCUGCUUCAUGGGCAGCAACCCUAGUCUACCAGUGUAUGAGGGGGAGAUUCAAAGCCGCAACCUGGCAAUGGCUGUUGAGGCAUGGAAUGAGAAUGGCCAGCCAGUUUAUGACCAAAGUGGGGAGCUGGUGUGCACCAAACCUUUCCCCUCUAUGCCAACUCACUUCUGGAAUGAUGAUGGAGGCAUCAAGUAUACAAAGGCCUAUUUUUCAUCUUACCCCAACACAUGGACUCAUGGUGACUACAUCAUCAUCAACUCAAGGACCGGUGGCAUCACCAUGUUAGGAAGGAGUGAUGGCACCCUCAACCCAUGUGGUGUUAGGUUUGGCAGUGCUGAAAUAUAUACCAUUGUUGAGCAGUUUGAGGAGGUGAAUGACAGUGUGUGUGUGGGCCAGCGGAAUAAGGCUGGUGAAGAGCGAGUGGUUCUCUUCCUCAAGCUGAACAAAGAUGUGGAGCUUACUCAUGAACUCACUCGUCGUUUAGCACAGUCCAUUCGUGCCCAGCUGUCAGCAAGACAUGUUCCCUCAGUUAUGCUUCCCAUCAGUGAUAUACCAUACACAGUCAGUGGAAAGAAGGUGGAGGUGGCAGUGAGGCAGGUCAUCCAAGGGCAAGUGGUCAAGAAUAAGGCUGCCCUUAUCAACCCAGAAUCCCUUAGUCUUUAUGAAAACUUGCCUCAGUUGCAGGGUUGGUAAGUCUUUAGCCAGACAGGGACUGAGAAUCAUCAGUAACCAAUGUUGUUUGUUGAGUAAUACAUAGUGCACAUGUGCAGUCAAAACAUUUGGUGUACAUAGUGUCAGGUUGGAUGAAUCAUAGUGAAUUUUAAUGUGCUGUACUAUUCCUUUCCUGGAUUUCAUGAUUUUGUAUGGUGCUCAAGUUGUAUAUAUAUAUAUAU